Asterias rubens (European starfish) is the source of this 5197-nucleotide messenger RNA. RefSeq names its product integrin beta-PS-like. Lineage: Eukaryota; Metazoa; Echinodermata; Asteroidea; Forcipulatida; Asteriidae. The transcript has 22 exons. Gene Ontology annotation, biological process: cell-matrix adhesion; cell adhesion mediated by integrin; integrin-mediated signaling pathway. Gene Ontology annotation, molecular function: integrin binding. The record is from RefSeq and is a predicted model, not a curated record. Bases 182 to 2599 code for a protein of 805 amino acids. Gene Ontology annotation, cellular component: focal adhesion; cell surface; integrin complex.
CUACCAUCAAAUCAAUACCGGCAGUGUCUGGGCUAGACGCAUUGUCAAAAUUCCGGUCAGCGACUGAAUUCGUCUGCGAUUUUGUUCUCAUUUUGAAGGAGUGUAGACGAUUAUGCUUCGAUGAUCUGAUAGUUGGAAAUAUACAUCAGGACAUAUAUCAGUACUAAAACUUUGUUACAAGAUGAAGGUCCGACGCAUCUGCAUUUUAUGUGUGGUUUUGUUGACAGCUACGUGUUUGGGGCAGGACAAACUUGCGCCAGCUGCAAUUACAGACAGUAUGUGCACAAAGGCUGAAAGCUGUGAUGAGUGCAUCAUAAAAAGCCCACUCUGUGGAUGGUGUGAAGGAAAGGAUUUUGACGAUGAAUCAUACUCGAGAUGCGAUCUUCCUGACAACCUCAAGCGGAGAGGCUGCAAGAACAGGGAUCUCAACUUCCCCACCAACCUACUCGUCAUUGAAGAGGCCAGGCCACUCAGUGACGCAGGAGACUCAGGGGAAAUCGUACAAGUGAAUCCACAAAAGAUAAAAUUACAUAUGAGACCAGGCGAGCCAACAAGGGUUCAACUGAACAUCCGGCAGGCAGAGGAUUUCCCUGUGGAUUUGUAUUAUGUUAUGGAUCUGUCUCAAUCCAUGGCCAAUGAUUUAGAUAGCUUAAGAGGCCUUGGUGAUGAACUAGCCAAGGUUAUGGGGAACAUCACUAAUGACUUCCGGCUGGGAUACGGUGCUUUUGUAGACAAGGUGAAAAUGCCAUAUGUGGACAUCAGAGAAUCAGAGUUACAGGCUCCAUGUGAUGGUUGUCAACCACCAUUUGGGUUUAGAAAUGUUCUUCCCCUUACAACAGAAACAAGUCGCUUCUCUGAGGAAAUUGGCAAAGUGCGUGCUUCAGGGAAUCUUGAUAGUCCAGAAGGUGGAUUAGAUGCUUUGAUGCAAGCUACAGUAUGCAAGGAGCAAAUUGGGUGGCGAGACAGAGCAAGGCACAUGCUUCUUUAUUCCACUGAUGCACCAUUCCACAUUGCUGGUGACGGAAAGCUUGCAGGAAUUGUGAAGCUAAAUGAUGGACAAUGCCAUAUGGACAGUGGGACCAAUGAAUACUCUGCAUCCAGUGAACAGGACUAUCCUUCCAUUAGUCAACUCAGCGGUAAGAUGCAGGAAAACGGUAUCCUGCCUAUAUUUGCUAUCGGCAAAGAGCCAGCAGAUAAGGCAGACCCAAUAGUAUACUACUCAGAUUUACCGCAGUUCUUUCAUGAGAGCAAAGUUGAACGAUUGACAGAAGACUCUUCCAAUGUGGUGGAACUUGUUAAAGGAGUGUACCUUAAUAUCACAUCUGGUGUGAAGAUUGAGGACGAUGCAUCCUCUGACCUCAUUGACGUUGCGUACACAGCCACAUGUUUGGAUGGAAUCCCACGUAAGGGCAUGCAAGAGUGCAGCAGUCUGAAGUUAGGCAACAAUGUGACAUUCACAUUGGACAUCACCAUGACCAAUAGAACCUGUAAUAUGGCAGAGAAAGAAUAUACUUUCUCUGUAGGCCCAACUGCUUUCAAGGAGUCUCUUCUAAUCACAGUCGUACCAGUGUGCGAUUGCGCAUGCUCUAAAGACGAGAUGAUCGGACCAGACGUCUGCACAGGUAAUGGUACUCUUGUCUGUGGUGGUUGUGACUGCUUCCCAGGCCGCUCUGGAGCUAAAUGCACAUGUGAUCGAGAAGAAGCUGAGGGCAUUGAUCCUGCUUGUUUAUGGCAAAAUAGUACAUCAGAGUGUUCAGAUAGAGGAAGCUGCAUCUGUGGAAAGUGUCAUUGCAACGCCAGACCGAGUCCUUUAGAGGAGAUAUAUGGUGAUAAGUGUCAGUGUGACACAUACUCAUGUGAACGUUACAAGGGUCUACCCUGUGGAGGUCCAGCACAGGGGGUCUGUAAAUGUCACAACAACACUGGUCUGAAUUAUUGCCAAUGCAAUCCUGGAUGGUCAGGCAGCAACUGUGGAUGUGAAAAGAAUGCUAAGAAGUGUGUAUCUCCAGACGGGAGUAUAUGUAGCAAUGUUGGUGUCUGUGAAUGUGGCAAGUGCCUCUGCAACAUAAAAACAAGAAAUGACACCAAGAAAUACUUGGGAUCAACUUGCCAAAUUUGUGAGGAAUGUCCGAGUGAGUGUAAUCUUCAUAAGGCGUGUGUCCAAUGUCAAGCUUACGGAAAGGGAAAGUACAAGGAUGAUGAGGACGCUUGUAAAAACUGUCCACAUAAAGUAGAAGUCUUUGAAGAGCUUCCUUCCAUCAAGGGUAGUACAGUGUGCACCUUCAAAGAUGAGGAUAACUGUAACUUUGAGUUUACACAUAGGAAGAUAGCAGAUGGCGUCAUUGAAUUAAAUGCCAUUAAAACACUAAGGUGUCCGUUAGUUGCAGAUGUUAUAUGGAUCAUAAUUGGUAUAGUGAUUGGAAUCAUCUUAGUUGGUAUUGCCUUAUUGCUCAUCUGGCGUCUUCUAACCUACAUCCACGAUAGGAGAGAAUUCCAGCUAUUUGAGAAGGAGAGGGUUAACGCACGGUGGGAAGGGGGGGAGAAUCCUAUUUACAAGCCUUCAACAUCAGUAUUCAGAAACCCAACUUACGGCCAAUAAAUUCUGGCUGUAGACCAGCCCUUGCAUGCUAACCUGAGAUGUGUUAGCUGAAAAAGAAGAAACGACCGAGUGAAAACAGAUAAACAGCUUCUUCUUUUACCGUCCACGGAAACUUGCAUCUUGAAGUGAACUGGGGAAAUCAUCUUGUCUUGGAUAUUGUGUGCACAAGACGAUUAUGUAGCGGUGGAUGGGACUUUUGGUCAUCAACCCUGACCUUCCUGAAUCUAUCAAAUUCCAACACCUGAGGGCUCUGGAGUAGGAAUGCCAACCUUAGUAUGCAAAGCAUCAUUGCUUUGGCUGAGGGGGACUGAUUCUGUCAGAUUCCAGUGGCAUAAAGUAACUCAUUACAAAUCCUGUGGACGCUGAUUUGCUUUGCAAUGUUAUCUUGACUACGCAGUGCUGAUUCCAUCAAACUCCAAUAGAAUACAUGUACUGUAACUCAUUACCUGUGGACUCUGGCUCUGAUGGAAUUGGUACACCCACCAACAAGGAAAGCAUCAUUAGCGAUCCAAGCAAAAUCAAACCAAGAUAGUCGAUGGAUUUUGAAUGGAUCAGGAAGGGUUAGGGUUGAAAUCUUGCAUGUAUGCGUGUGUGUGUCAGUUAGGGUGCCAAUGCUUACUGUGUGUGUACGUCUUAUAAGAGUUUGGACAACUUGGAUGCAAAGAAGCAGCAAAACUUUUGCAUCCUUUUUCAGCCUCUUGACUUUUUCAAAAUGGCCGUGUGUGUAACUUGGAACUGGUGCAUUUGUUAAUUGUGUGUAUAUAUGUGUAGUACAUCAACCAGGUUUUCAUCUGAGACAUUUAAUCCUUUUUUAUUAACCUGAUUUUUAAUUAUUGCAGAGUGAAAGUAAAUAUAUUUUAGGAUAUUGAAAUACUAGAGCUGUUUUGGCCUGCGUAUAUGAAUAUAAUGAAAGGCCCUUUGAUAUUUCAAUCUAGAAUGCCUUGGGUGUGAUUUAAUCCAAUGCAUUUGAUAUCUGUCCAUGCAAGAAAGUAACAUGGGUGUCCAGUAAAAAGUACUCUUUCAGUCUUUGUACGACUUCUUCUGUUCAAGAACUCUGGAUUCUAAACAGCAAAAAUUGCAAAUGUCUCUUCAGAUGUUCCCCUUUUUUGCAAAUACUGUCCCAAUAUCAGUACUACCUGACUUUCAAAAAUGUGCUCAAGUUGUGAUAUCUCGCCUAAAACGAAACACGAGAAAGAAAGUUUCACGGUGAAUAUCAUUUUGAGUAGCAUUUAUUGAAGUUCCUUUUGUUUUUGUAUUUUCACGUGCAAUCUGCCACAGUAAAGAAGUGAAGAUGGUAACAAACUGGAAAUCAUACCCAGUUUCUCAACAAGAGAAAAAGAGAGAACUCUGCUCAUCAUUUUACUUUUAAUUACUGAAGUACUUAUAAUACAACUCUUAAAAGAAUUUAUUUUGUCACUUUUUGUGUACCACUUUUAGUUUUAUUCACAGGGUUUCGCUUCAUCCAUACUUUUUUUAAAUGUGAAUACUAAAAUGGGAGUAAACUUUUCUCUCUUUCAGAAAAGUGUACUUUUUAGUUGUUGUUUUUUCUGCAGUUUUUUUCAUUUCUUCCUUUCAUUUAUGUGAUUUUUAAAUUGAACCGAUCACUAAUUGAAUCAACUUUUUGAACUACAGAAUUUAUAGUUGUAUGCCUUAUUGAGGUCUUCUGUUUCUAUUGUUUAUAUUUCCUUGGUGCUUUUUAAAACUUCAGUGUAACUGAUCAUUAUGCUUCAAGAGCUGUAAAUACCUGUCACUUUAGUCUGUGUGUGUGAGAUAAUCUAGUGUUGAAUGUUCAUGCAUUAGAUUUAGAAGGACAUUCAUUGUUCGCAAAAAAAAAAAUAAAACCUUUUUCUGGCUUUAGUCAGAGAACUGUCUUAUGCAUCAGCGUGAUAUUUAUACAUUUUUUUAAGUAAGUCGGGCUCGCGUAGGAUAGAAAAGCUAAGCACCAUAAAUUUAAAGGGGCCUUACGCACAUAAUACCGAACAGUGUAGCUGAAAAUAAGUUAAGUUGAUGAAGACCUUUGUCAUGGUGCCUCCAUGUUGGUUUUUUAUUUGGGGGGUGGGGGGGGGGGGGGAGGGUUAAAGAAAGAAAAUUUAAAUACUUUAAGUCCUUCAUUUAAGUAGUUUUGUGUACAUGUAUAUGGAUCUUCAGCGCGCAAAAUUGUUAAAGUGGGACUUCAGAAUGAGCAUAAUUCCUCUGAUGGUAAUUAGUUACAAAUCUUGAUAAUUCUGGGGUUUUUUUUUUACCCAAUCAAGAUGUGGUCACAAAUUGAUUUUUUGUUUAAAUAUAUUGUUAUGUUUGUUGUGAAUAAUUUUUACUUAAACUUGAAGGAAUAAGUACUGGAUAAGAAGAAUCAAAUCUUAAGAUGACUUUCUAAAGUGACGGUGCGGUGCUGCAGUUAUGUGACAUACGAAACCUAACAGAUUUUCACGAUUGAAAGUGGAUAACGAACACAUGUUCAUAGUUUUUAUGGUUGGUGAUCAGCAGGUUUUUACAAUGGAAAAUUACUUUAUUUAGAUAUUAUUAAGUGCUGUUAAAAGGAACACGUUGCCUUGGAUCGGACGAGUUGGUCUAUAAAAAGCAUUUGAAACCGUUUGGUAU